GUCAUGCUUUCUUAUGUUGCAUGAUGGGACUGGAGUACAACAUCACGUCAGAUUCCAAAGUUUUAAACAAAAAAUCGUACAAGCUUGACCAUGGAUUUGAGGAAAGUUCCUGACGAAGAGAAAGUCAACUUAUGCAGAAAAUAUUUCUUAGGAGGAUUUGCUUUGCUGCCAUUUCUCUGGUUUAUCAAUAUAGUGUGGUUCUUUAGGGAGGCAUUCAUCAGACCAACCUUCACUGGACAAUCAAAGCUGAAAUCUUAUGUAAUUAAGUCAGCUGUAGGAUUUCUUAUAUGGUUUGCCGGUUUAACAGCAUGGAUUGUCAUCUAUCAGAAAUAUAGAGCAAGCUGGGGAGAAUUUGGAGACAAGAUUUCAUUUGUCAUACCACUUGGAGAGCCAUAAAUCAGUUCAACAUUGCCAUUUUGUUUACAUUUUUGUACAUCUCCAGUAGUAGGGAAGCUAGAAAUGGACCACUGAAACACAAGUUGAUGCAGAAGUUGUAAAAUAUUACAUAAUUGGACAUUGUAAAUAUUGGCUGCUAUGCCAAAAACUUUUUUAAUUAAAAAUUUAUUGAGUUGUCAA
Stylophora pistillata is the source of this 576-nucleotide messenger RNA. RefSeq names its product gamma-secretase subunit PEN-2. Gene Ontology annotation, cellular component: gamma-secretase complex. The record is from RefSeq and is a predicted model, not a curated record. NCBI's taxonomy places the organism in Eukaryota, Metazoa, Cnidaria, Anthozoa, Scleractinia, Pocilloporidae.